This is a messenger RNA of Misgurnus anguillicaudatus (oriental weatherfish), 2670 nucleotides long. RefSeq names its product ADP-ribosylation factor-like 2 (gene arl2). Gene Ontology annotation, molecular function: GTPase activity; GTP binding. Lineage: Eukaryota; Metazoa; Chordata; Actinopteri; Cypriniformes; Cobitidae. The record is from RefSeq and is a predicted model, not a curated record.
ACAAAUUACUCUUCCUUGUUUUUAGAAUGGCUUUGUAGUAACGCAUGUAGGACGCAAGUACGCAUUUAUUUAGAAGUAUUUCGUAUUGUUUAAUAGAUAAUAUAUGAUUUCGAGUGUAAACAACUUACGUAUUUUAGAAGCUAACAUUCACGAUGGGUUUACUUACGAUUUUAAAGAAGAUGAAGCACAAGGAGCGCGAAAUGCGACUACUGAUGCUAGGGCUUGACAAUGCUGGGAAAACAACCAUCCUGAAGAAGUUCAAUGGCGAAGAUGUCAGCACUAUUUCUCCAACGUUGGGAUUUAACAUAAAGACACUUGAGCAUAGGGGGUUUAAUCUGAAUAUCUGGGAUGUGGGAGGUCAGAAAUCAUUGCGAUCGUACUGGAGGAAUUAUUUCGAAAGCACAGAUGGACUGGUGUGGGUAGUGGACAGUGCUGACAGGUUGAGAAUGGAGGACUGCAGAAGAGAGUUGGAUGUUUUGUUACUAGAAGAACGAUUAGCAGGAGCCACUCUGUUAGUGUUUGCCAACAAACAGGACCUGCCUGGUGCUUUGUCAAAAGAUGCCAUACGAGAGGUUUUAUCCCUUGAUGACAUCAAGACCCAUCACUGGUGUAUAGUGGGAUGCAGUGCUGUGACUGGUGAGAACCUGCUGACAGGUGUGGAUUGGCUACUUGAUGAUAUAGCAGCUCGGAUCUUUACAGCUGACUGACGGACUGAGCAUUUCAACACAAAUAACGGACAGUACAGAAGGUUCCUGCUGAACUUGCUUUAUGCAAAUAUUUUUCAGAGACCUACUAGCUAUACAACCAACAGGGUUGAGUCCACCAACAAAGCUGCUUUCUGUUAAGUUUUUGGCUGCGUGUGAAGUGCUGAGCCCCAAGGAAAUACACACAAAAUUACAAUACGCUUGCUUUAAAAAAAUGAAGUUAAUUUUCCAUGUAACUAAUAUAUGUAGUGUUUGGUUCAUUGUUUUAUUAAACCUGAAAAAUGUUAACAUCACUGCAACGUUGCAAAGAAGUUGCGUUGGAUCCUACAGUUUAAAACUUGAGAGGCAAAACCCUUUAAUUGUGUCUGACAAAUUAGCUUUUUUUUAUCAGGCUCUAAUGAAUAGGUUCAGUAGUUUUACUUUAAUGGCAAUGAAAAGGUUAUUGAUCAGAAGUUGAAAUGCCUUAUUUUCAUAAAUAUCACUUUAGUCAUUUCAUUGGUAUUUCAUAAAUUUGACUCUUUCAUUACAAAACCCUUGCGCAAAAAAGUAUUCUGUCACUCUUCACUGUCCAUAUAUGAAGAGUUUCGUUGCAAAACGAGAUAACUCAGUUUUUUUAAUUUUUCAGAAAUCUCGUUUUUUGGUUGUGCAUUCCAAUUAAUAUCAAUAGGCUUUAUGCCCAGCUGCACUACUUCCUGAACUUCAGCCGGUUCCUUGUUUCCUGUCUGCCAUUAUUGGACAAAUUGAUUAAUCCAGGUGUGCCUGACAUCAGUAGUCACAACAACAAUAAUCAGACACACCUGGAUUAAUCAGUUUGUCCAAUAAUGGCAAACAGGAAAUAAGGAACCGGCUGAAAUUCAGGAAGUAGUGCAGCUGGGCAUAUAGCCAAUUCAACUGCAGUUGGUUUGUUUUGAUUUAAACCUUCAUAACUUAAAAAAUACAGCUAAGUAGCACCAUAAAACAAAAUAAUAACAUGAUAACAUAAUAAUAAACAUGUUUUGACAAAAGUGUUAAAAAUGGAGUUAACUCGUUUUGCAACGAAACUCUUCAUAUUUAGCCUAUGUUUAACCCUCUUCAAGUUGUUUAUUUUUUAUUGUUUUGUUUGAGAUACUUGAGUUCACCACUGCAUGUAUCAUUGGAUAUCUCAAAAGUUCAUUUACAUGCUUUUAUUUCUGGCAAAAGUUGAUCUUUUUUAAGCAUCAUCAUUUGGCAGACGUGUAUAUUUCUAAUACAAAUCAUGCCAUUAGCUAACACGUAUCCAUUUAUUGAGCACCAAUUACAAGUUUUGAAUAGCAUAACUGCCUUAUUUAAGUUUCCACUUUGUGAGUAUUAGAGCAGAAAUCUGUAAGUGUCAAGAUUUAGAUUUAGUAAGAACAAAAAUGACCAAUUGCUCAAUAUUUUCUUAGACAACCUCAUAGUCAAUCAGUAAGGCUCAAUUAUGAAUUUCAAUACUUUAAACAAGCCACCUCUUGAAUAGUAUAUUUUCUUUAAGAAGUUAAGCAGAUGCCCAAACAAUUUGGGGUGGUUUCCUGGACAGGGAUUAGACUAGUCCUAGACUAAAUAAAUGUAAGAGCUGUCCAAACUCAAAACAACUUGCACUGACAUAUCUUAAAAUACAUCAGUGCCUCUUGUUUUCCCUCAAAAUGCACACAAGUAAUGUUUUUAGUCAGGCAUGUUUGUUAAAACUAGUUAUAUUUCCUAAUUAAAAUAAGACCUAGUCCUGGCUUAAGAUAAUCCCUGUCCGGGAAACCACCCCUUUAAGUUGUAAUAACAUUAAACCCUUAAAUCCAAUCCUCAAGUGUUUAUUGACCCACAGAAUCAUUCACUACACUCAUCGUUAAAUUUUAAGAGUUAGACCUUUAGUUUCUGAAUUUCCCACAAUCUGCGUCUUAAAGUAAAAAGAGAAAAUUGUUUUAUGAAGGUGAAAAGGUGUAUUGGGUCACAUAGACCCAAGGUAAUGUAAUAACAC